UAAAGAUGCAUUAGGUGAUGAGGGGGGCAUGUGGAGCCAACUGUCGGGCCAGAUGAGCUUCUCGCCGAGUUCAAAGUUGGGGACUCUUCCUGUAAGCAUGUCCUCCGUAUUUUUCAUUUUGGCGCUCGGGCUGCCGUUGUUGUCCUCCGCUGCGCUGGGCAGAGAUUUUCAAGAGCGAGAAAACCUGUCAGCUUUGAAGAGGCUGCUGAGGGAGUUAGGCAGGGAUGGGGAGCCGCAUAGUUUAGAGAGGUCCGACCUCUCGAGACGCAGCGCAGGACUGAAUGGACAGACAUGUACACCCCUGCCCGGAGUAGAGUCAGCCCUGCAAAACAACACCCAUACUUUCACCUUCAAAGUGAGAACCAUGAGUUCCCUGUCGCUGGUCUGGGUGGGCGAUGGAUCAGGGGUGCUGCUGGUUGUGACAACAUUUCAGGUGCCGUUGUUCAUGAUGCGCAUCGGUCAGUCUAAUCUCUACAGGAGUGAAGACUAUGGGAAGACCUUUAAAGACGUGACUCACCUUAUCAACCACACCUUCAUCCAGACUGACAUUGGCAUCGCCAUCAGUCCUGACCAAUCUGGGAAGGUGAUUCUGACUGGUGAUGUGUCAGAGAUCGGGGGGUUUCAGCUGUUUCGCUCACAGGACUUUGGCCUCACCUUUGUUCCAACCAAUCUCCCGUUUGAACCCCUCAUUCAGAUGUUGUACAACCCUGGAGACAGCAACGCAAUUCUGACACUCAGUAUCACGUUGGACCUGUGGCUGUCUGAGGACUUUGGCGCCUCCUGGAGGAAGAUCCAUGACAGUGUGUGCUUGGUCAGAUGGGGUCCAAAGAACAGCAUCUAUAUUACAACAAACUACAACGGAUCAUGCAAUGAUAAAGGAAUGCUAGAGUUAAGGAAGACGGUGGACUAUGGUCGAAGUUUCCAGACCAUUGCAACAAGAGUUUAUUCCUUUGUACUGGGAGGAAAAUUUGUUUUCGCUUCCAUCAUGACUGGCACGGGUACAGAGCGUAUGAUCCACGUGUCAGUGGACGGAGGUGAGGUGUGGAACAUGGCCCAGCUUCCUACAGUCAACCACGAGCAGUUCUAUUCCAUCCUGGCAGCCACUCAGGACAUGAUCUUCAUGCAUGUGGACGACCCCGGAGACUCUGGUGUGGGAACCAUCUAUGUGUCUGAUGACAGAGGAACCGUGUUCUCUAAGUCUCUGGAGCGCCAUCUAUAUACAACCACGGGAAGUGACACUGACUUCACUGCCAUUAGUUCACUCAGGGGCGUCUACAUGACCAGUGCACUCACAGAGGAUGGUGAUGUGGAGACAGUGAUCACCUUUGACCAAGGAGCAAGGUGGCAGACUCUGCGCAGACCUCAGGACAGCCAGUGUGACACAGAGACCUCUACUAACAGGCCAAACAGAUGUAGACUUCACAUCCACGCCUCCUACAGCACCACCAUGAAGAUGAACGUCCCUAUGCUGCCUCUAUCACAGCCCAAUGCAGUGGGCCUCAUUCUGGCCCAUGGCAGCGUUGGAGAUGCAGAGUCAGCUCUUUCUCCUGAUGUGUACGUGUCUGAUGAUGGUGGCUACAUGUGGCUGUUGGCCCUCAAGGGCCCUCAUCACUAUGCUAUCCUGGACUCCGGAGGCCUGCUGGUGGCUGUAGAGCACACCAACUCACCUGUCAACCAGAUCAAGUUUUCAACAGAUGAGGGACAGUGCUGGCAUACAUAUAACUUCACCAGCGACCCAAUUCACUUCAGUGGUAUGGACAGCGAGCCCGGCUCUCGCUCCAUGAACGUCAGCCUGUGGGGCUACAGGAGCGGCUCCAGUAAAUGGGUGGUGAUCACCAUAGACUUCAGGAGACUCCUCAGCAGAGACUGCACUGAAGGGGACUAUGUACAGUGGCUGGGUCACUCUGCAGACCCCAGUGGAUCUAAUGAUGGCUGCGUGCUGGGCUUUAAAGAGACCUUCUUGCGCCUGAGGAAAGGCUCCGUCUGUUGGAAUGGGAGGGACUACGCUAUCACGAAGACGCUGUCCCCCUGUCCAUGCACAGUCGAUGAUUAUCAUUGCGACUUUGGAUAUUACCGACCAGAGAACAGCUCAGAGUGUGUGGAGCAGGAGGAGUUGAAGGGCCGUCCCCUGGAGUUCUGUUUAAACGGGACCACAGAACAGUUACAGACCAGUGGCUACCGGAAGAUUCCAGGAGACCAGUGUGAGGGAGGUUUCCAGCCAGAAAGGAAGGAGACCGACUUGAGGAGGAUGUGCACCAGCAAUGUCCUUUAUCCAAAUUCUCUGACUGAGACCAGUUCCCCGAACGCUGCUGUCAUAGUGAUGGUUGUCAUAGCGGUGCUUCUGUCGAGUGCUGUCGCAGGUGUUUGGCUGGUUAAGAAAUACGUCUGCGGAGGACGGUUCCUCGUGCACCGAUACUCUGUCAUGAGGGAGCACGUUGAAGCCAAUAAGAUAGAAGGAGUCGAUGAUAUUGACCCUCACUACAUGGAGACGGGAAAAGCACAGUACAAUGAAGAUUCAGAUCAGGACCUCUUGGAAUAAGGCUCCUCAAGACUAAAUUUAACGCAGUCUUUCAUGACGCCUGGGCAUUCCUGUUGCUCCCACAUGCUGAUUAACAUCUGCUUCUCACUUCUCGCUAUCCCCUGGUGGCUGGAGGACUCAGCAGCAGCGGGGUGGCUUCUCACAUUGCUUCCUUCUACCAGUCAAGGCUCCCACAAAAAAGGCGAACCGGUGGUUUGGGGAGGGGGAUAAACCCAGCGCAGAACAGAAGAAAGCCUCUAGGUUCCCUGGAGAGCUUUUAUUGUUUCUGUCACAAAGAGUUCUGUAAAGGCCGUUGAGUCUGAAUAUGUGCUCCGUUGUCCUCUGUAUGUUUCCUUUCACGCUGACCUGAGAAGAGGUGGCCUUUCAUAUCGUGAUGCACUUCAGAAGCGCCACACAGAGGCUAGGACUUGGAUAUUUAGGCUCACAGAAAAUUUUUAUUAAGACUUAAGGAACAGCCAAGCAACAGAACACAGGAAAUUAUCAUCAGUAUUUUAACUCAAAGAUUUUGUCUGCUGUCAGUUAAGUAGUUUUUAUACUCUAUAAAUUUAAAUCUGAAGUAUACAGUCCUGCUGUGCGUGGCAGGCCAUUUUAACAUUCAUUUUGUCAGUUUCACCAGUCACGUUUAGAAAUAGUGUAUAUUUUAACCACAUUUUUAAUAGAAUCCCAUCAAGCGAUGCACUUUAGAUACAAAUCUUUUGAUACACUAACUGUAAUAACUAUUUAAUAAAGACUAUUCUGUCUCACGUAUUUCACGUAAAUCAUAAUAAUUACAAAUAUUUGAAUAGUCCAGUAGCAUUAUUAUUCCUGUCAAUAGUUUACUUUUUUAUCGUUUUCAUUACUGUUGUGAUAGUUUAAAUUGAUAAAGUCAGACUAAAAUGUAAUAGUAACCAGUACAAACACAAGCCAAAGUAGUGAAUACCACUGCUUACUUGUAACUAUUUUUGAUAUACAAAAAGUUGCUUGUCACUAACAGAUGUUAUCAUUAUUCAUUGUUUUUUAGUGUAAAUUGAAACUUUUGGAAUAAAUGUUAAAACAGCCUGCCAUUAUUGUGAGGAUAUAAAAUAUCAACAUUUUUUUAAUACAGUUUCAUACAGCCAGUAUCUUCUUGCCCCUAGUAUGUGUGUGGAAAACAAAAGACUUGAAUUAUUGCCAAAGCACUUUUAUUGUUUAGUUUUCUAAUUUUAGAGGUGAGACUAAACCUUAUUCCAGCAUUACAAGAGUAGGACAGUAAUGUUAAUGCAAAACCCUUUACUUGAACUUUCUGAUAUGUUUGCUUAACUGGACACACCAGUAUGUUGCUGUUGUGUUAUAUAUUUUUUAUUUUUAUUUGGCUGUUAUGUCCCAUAUGAGCCAAUACCAAUAUGCAUUUCAUCUAAUGAUCUUAAUACAGGUGCAGGCAUAGCUGUCAAGUAACCGACCUUACUAAUAUGACAUUCAUAAAACAGUUACUCAGUGCCAGUCAGCUAAAUAUUAGUAGUAUAAACAUAGUAUAUACAUCCCAAGAUUUAAACUGAUAACUCAUUUUUAAAGCUACUAUUAGCCAGUAUUUGUAGUUUUUUAUAUAUGUUGGUGCAUCCAAAAUAAGUAAUCUCACAGAUGUUGCAAAAUAUCCACAAUAACAGAACAAAUUGUCAGUUCAACGUGUGUUGUGGCCACCAAGAACUUUUUUCUGUUCACUGAAUUAGUUAUAGUUUCCCUUUAGAUGAGAUGUUGGCUGGCUACCAUUCCUGUUAUCUGCAGUGUAGAACUGUAACUAUUGACAUGUGCAGGGCUUAUGGCCAAUGCUUGUAUUCUCCAGCAGAGGCAAUAAUAUCCCAGCAAAUAAGCUAUUGUAAUAAGCUCGCCUAAUACAGAGGCAUAUUCUCAAGGACUGUUGGGUGGGCUCAUAUGAAAGCAAAUUCAUAUGCUUGACGCUUCUUUAUUUACACAACUGUCAGUUAGAACAAACCCAGCUUUUAACUGGAAUUAAUGAUUUAUUUUUGCACUGUACCGUACAGAUCUGUGAAAAAGUUGCAUCUGUUCCGCCUUGUACAUCUAAUUUUUGUAAAAAUCCUCGGGCCAUGUUUUGUGAUCUUCAUUUCUUGACUGUUUGCUAGGAUAUCAGAGAUGAGUAUUGUUGAAUUAAACUAUUCUGUAGCGCAUUUGUUUUAUAACAACAUUUGCAUUUAUUGAAUGAAAUAACACUCUGUCUUUUACAUCACCUCGGUUGUGUUUGGGGUUUUUUUCAUGUACAGUUUCUGUUUGAAUCACAGUCCUGCAACUAAAAAAUAUGAAAAAGUAUGCAUGAAAAACACAGCCUACUAAAAUAUAAAAAGUAUAAGUAGCCCUUGCCAAGAUGUGGCUUUUGUAAAAUAGUUCUUUUUUUCAAUUAUUGCGCUAACUGAUGAGAAGUAUUUCAGUAGACCAAACUGUUCAGUAUUCUGCUGGUUGUGUUGUAACCUUGAAGGGAAGGGGAAUGAUAUGCAAGGACACAAUGCCCUCCUUCCUGCAGUCACCAAAAAAAAAAAAACAGCAGCACAAGAAAAGAGAA
Toxotes jaculatrix (banded archerfish) is the source of this 5069-nucleotide messenger RNA. Its product is annotated as sortilin-like. NCBI's taxonomy places the organism in Eukaryota, Metazoa, Chordata, Actinopteri, Toxotidae. Gene Ontology annotation, molecular function: protein binding. The record is from RefSeq and is a predicted model, not a curated record. The transcript has 20 exons. The coding region runs from base 29 to 2539 and encodes 836 amino acids. Gene Ontology annotation, cellular component: membrane; Golgi apparatus. Gene Ontology annotation, biological process: vesicle organization; endocytosis; Golgi to endosome transport.